This is a messenger RNA of Podarcis muralis (Common wall lizard), 3589 nucleotides long. It is a transcript of the gene PXN, whose product is annotated as paxillin. The record is from RefSeq and is a predicted model, not a curated record. Lineage: Eukaryota; Metazoa; Chordata; Lepidosauria; Squamata; Lacertidae. Gene Ontology annotation, biological process: endothelial cell migration; transforming growth factor beta receptor signaling pathway; substrate adhesion-dependent cell spreading.
UCUCCGGGACGCGCUGCCUGCGCGAGCGAAGGGAAGAAGAAGAGGGGAAAGUUGCGGCUGCGCUUCCCUCCAGUCGAGCGGGGAGUGGCGGCCAGGCGGCAACAUGGACGACCUCGACGCAUUGUUAGCAGACCUGGAAUCCACUACCUCUCACAUCUCCAAGCGACCAGUCUUCCUGUCAGAGGAAACAUCUUACUCGUAUCCAACUGGAAAUCAUACGUACCAGGAAAUCACUAUACCUCCUCCGGUGCCACCCCCUCCUUCUAAUGAGGCCUUGAAUGGGACUGUAAGUGAACCUUUAGACCAGUGGCAGCUCAGCAUCCCCAGAAAUAUUCACCAGCAGCCACAGUCCCAGUCUCCUGUGUGCAGCUCCAGCACUUCGGUGUCCAGAGAGUGUGCCAUCUCUCCUUCACGUGUAAGCGAAGAGGAGCACGUCUACAGUUUCCCCAACAAGCAGAAGUCUGCAGAACCAUCUCCCACCCUGAUGAGCUCUUCGCUAGGCAAUAACCUGUCAGAACUGGACCGACUGCUACUGGAACUGAAUGCCGUUCAGCACAACCCUCCCAGCGGCUAUGCACCAGAUGAAGCCACUUCAUUGCCUGGUGGGACUGGAUCUCACUACGGUGUCCCUGAGAACACUACCUCUUUGAACACACAAUCAGCAACCCCACCGAAGGAGAAGCCCAAGCGGAAUGGAGGGCACGGCAUUGAGGACGUGUGCCCUAGCGUGGAGAGCCUUUUGGAUGAACUGGAAAGCUCUGUGCCCAGUCCAGUUCCAGCUAUCACUGUGAAUCAGGGUGAGAUGAGCAGCCCCCAGCGGGUCACCUCCAGCCAGCAACAGACUCGCAUAUCUGCCUCAUCAGCCACAAGAGAACUGGAUGAGCUGAUGGCUUCACUUUCUGAUUUCAAGACCUCUUCUACCAUAUCACUGAUCUCUGAACCCUCCCUGGAGCUACUUCCUGGCCCAGUUGGCUCAGAUGCAGCCCAUGUGCUUCCUAGUAUAUCUUUCCUGACUACCUCAAAGCAGCAAGCCAUGGGCCACUCUGAGGGUGUUCUGUUCCCUCUGGCACCUCUCCCAUUGGAGGUACUCCAUAUUGAAGAGGAAAGCAACAGCCCAGUCACUGCUGUGAUUCAAGAGCAAUCUCUCAUCAUCCCUUCCAGACUCUGGACUGAGCCACUGCACCCAGAGACCUCUGCUACUCUCACAAGCUCGGACGGACCAAGCAGAGAGUCCACUUCCAAUGUGAAACUUCUCUCAUUUUCCAAGGCGGAGUCAUUGCCCAUUCAUUCUGAUGUAGGAACCCUGAAUCAGAGGCUUGCAGAGCCAAAAGGACCUUGGAGGGAUGAGCAGAGAGAUGAAACCCAGGCUGCAACAAUGCUUGUUUCAAACUCCUGCAUAAGUGGCAAGGUGAAAGUGCCAGUGCCACAAGAGUUGGAACCUGUGUUUGAUCCAACAGCUGAUGCUCACAAAGGGAUUGGCAUCAACAAAGGAGCUUUGGAUGAUCUGAACAACUCUAAAGCACCUCACUUUGCACCAAGACUACAAUCCGAGGGAGACUGCGUCGUGCCAACAAUGCACAGACCUGGUCCUUUGAGCGUUGAUCAAUGGGAGAACUGUCCAGGUACCAGAAGCCACUUGGGCCAGAACAUACUGCAUGGUACUGAAGUCCAAGAUCCAGCCAGGGCAAGCAGCUGUCCUGAUGUUGCUGAGAAGAGGCAAGGUCCAGAGAGGAUGCCUAGGAAAAACAGCCUCCAGAAUGCUCCGAUGGCUGAAUGGAAAGAGCCACUCUCCUGCGUAGCAGCUGCUCCAGGGUCGAUGGGAAAUACCUGGAAAGAGGAAAUGGAUCUGAUUCCUUCUUGCAAGAUUCCUGUGGAGAGGAUUUCUACGUCAGGCCAGAUAAAAUCUGUAAUCAAGCAGACAAAAGAGACUUCCCACGUGCACCCGAUGUGCCGCGAUCUCUCGCCACGGCGCAAGCUGGGCCCAGCCAUAUUUCACAAGACGGUCUCCCAAGACCGCUUGAUUGAGGAACUGCAAGACAGGUUGGGCAUCAGCAAACCUGAACAGGAGGAGUGGAGAAGCCCAGACAACUGGAUGACCGAGGGAGUCAUCAUUAUCUCCAGGCCACAGAAGAAAGAGCAAGAUGGUAGUCAGCAGGUAGAAAAGGUUAUAAUUCCUGCAGAGUCACCCCUCCCUCUAAGAAGGACAAUUGCUGUUCCACCCUCUCCCCCACCACAGUUUCCUAAAGAUGCUUCAAAGGUUGCCUCUGUCAAGGCUGCCUUCUCUUCUCCUCUCCCUCACCCUCCGCCGCCACCUCCUCCCUUGCCGCCGCCACCACCGCCAUCUGUGCACGUCCCCCAGCUGCGCUAUGUGCCAUCAGCUCCACCUCCUCACCCUCUGCUCCAGUGGGAAAUGCUUCUGGAGGAAUGCCCCCCUUCCCAGGCACAGAUCCCAGCAGAACCAGUUGAAGUGGCCUCUCCUCCCAAGAUGGUGGUGUCAGUUGGUUGCCAAACGGAUGAGGAUUCAUUCUUCCCGCCAGAGCAGGUCUCGUAUGCUCCACCUCCGGACUGGGGCUCCCAAGUUCUUGCCGUUCGUCCUCCCACUCCUGAGAAGUUCAUGUCCCAAGGGAAAGGUGGGAACAACUACCCAUCCACGACUUCUCCAAAGCCCGGCAGCCAGUUGGAUAGCAUGCUCGGAAGCCUCCAGUCAGACUUGCAUAAACUCGGGGUAGCAACGGUUGCCAAAGGUGUCUGUGGAGCCUGCAAGAAGCCAAUUGCUGGACAGGUUGUCACGGCGAUGGGGAAGACUUGGCACCCUGAACACUUUGUCUGCACCCACUGCCAGGAGGAGAUAGGAUCGCGUAACUUCUUUGAGCGUGACGGCCAGCCCUACUGCGAGAAGGACUAUCACAACCUCUUCUCUCCUCGCUGCUACUACUGCAACGGUCCUAUCCUGGAUAAAGUGGUGACGGCGCUGGAUAGGACAUGGCACCCCGAGCAUUUCUUCUGUGCCCAGUGCGGAGCAUUCUUCGGCCCAGAAGGUUUUCAUGAGAAGGACGGCAAGGCCUACUGUCGCAAGGAUUACUUUGACAUGUUUGCUCCUAAGUGUGGAGGCUGUGCCCGGGCUAUCUUGGAAAACUAUAUCUCUGCCUUGAAUACCCUUUGGCACCCUGAAUGUUUUGUCUGUCGGGAAUGUUUUACUCCAUUCAUUAAUGGCAGCUUCUUUGAACACGACGGGCAGCCCUACUGCGAGGUGCAUUACCACGAGCGCCGCGGCUCGCUGUGCUCCGGCUGCCAGAAGCCCAUCACAGGCCGCUGCAUCACUGCGAUGGCCAAGAAAUUUCACCCUGAGCACUUCGUCUGUGCCUUCUGUCUCAAGCAGCUCAACAAAGGAACCUUCAAGGAGCAGAACGACAAGCCCUAUUGUCAGAACUGCUUCGUGAAACUCUUCUGCUAAGGCCAACAUUCAGCAUCGUUUUUGUGGCCUUUCCAGGAAACCUUGACUCUUUGGACAUUGCCACAAUUUGGCAACCUGUGGCCUUGGUGGGCUAAUCUAGGAGAAGAGGGUGUGUGUGUGUGUGUGUGUGUGUGU